AUUCCACUGCCUAGUAGGAUUAUAUUUGAAGGGUUAGUCAGAUGUAUGUUGGUAUAAAUGGAGAAGUAUUUAUAAGUGGCAUUCAUAUCCAACACUGUUGUGAAUACAGUAGACAGUUGUUAAAUCAUUUCCAAUUUUUAUGAGUAUUUUGAAGUGUUUGUUUAUUGUGGGUUAUUUAAUGAUGUUCGUAUCCUAAUACGUGCAAUCGCUGAUAUGGUUAACGGAACCCUGUUCGCGGUUCCUGGCGGGAACUGUAUGACUUCGCCCAGCUCUCAGUGUAGUUGUCCGACACUGUGUUUAGUAUUGAAUAAUGUGAGUGGAUAUGGUUCGAUGCAGUGUUGAACAUCGUAUGUGAAAUGCGGUUCUGCUAGAUAGUGGAGACAAUUUCGUCGUAAUUUUCCCAGGGUCACAGUUGGAAGCAUGACAUACAUCCGUAUUCUUACCGAGGAAAAACUAGACGAAAGAAGGGCAAGGUUAGAACACACCAAAUCAUUGAUACGCUUUCCACAAAAAUCGUCAGCAGACGAAGCGGCGAAUUUCAACGCGUUUAAGUGGUACAAAGAACGUGUUCAGGGACAUCGUUUUCAGCACCUCUUACAACUUAGAGGCCAAGUAAUGUCUGACGAUGGAAUGGGAUGGAUCCCGGGUUUGGGGGACAAUAAGCCCCAAUCCAGAUUGUUGGGGAAGUCUUUUUUCGGUUACGUGCCAGAUGCAUUUUCGAUGAAGACGCCUGAAAUGCCUUCAGAGAAAUCGUCACAAAAGGGUUCUAAAGAAACGUCUGCUGCUUCAAGUCCUGUUGCGUCAGUGGGUCAUCGGAGGGAAUUAGAAAGUCUGAGCGGGAUAUUCAAGGAGGACAUACUGAAGGUAGGGGAAGAGUUAUCAAAAU
Messenger RNA from Zootermopsis nevadensis, 886 nucleotides. NCBI's taxonomy places the organism in Eukaryota, Metazoa, Arthropoda, Insecta, Blattodea, Termopsidae. The record is from RefSeq and is a predicted model, not a curated record.